Molecule: messenger RNA, 8269 nt
Organism: Platichthys flesus (European flounder)
Lineage: Eukaryota; Metazoa; Chordata; Actinopteri; Pleuronectiformes; Pleuronectidae
Product: zinc finger protein 609-like
Exons: 9
Coding region: 517-4902 (1461 amino acids)
Biological process (GO): regulation of transcription by RNA polymerase II
Cellular component (GO): nucleus
Source: RefSeq, a predicted model, not a curated record
AUUGUAUCAGUUCCCACACGAAGCAGCAGCAGCAUCGCUGGACGCGGAGGAACCGAGGAACUAACCCGGAGGAGACGCUGCUCUCUGCCGGAUUAAAUCGCCACAGGGUCGCCGCAGGAAGGACCGGAGUCAGGUCGGGCACCAAUAACGAUGUUCCCGGGACUCGGUCGUCCCCUUCGGAGCGGACGCGGUCUCUUGGUGUGAUGGCAGAAGUCCAGUGAGUCGCUGGCCUCUCCUCCUCUUGUGCUGGGAGUCUCGGGGAGUGCGCCGCUUUCCGCCGCUCCACAUUUCUCCAGAGGCUUUAUUGUGAAUCCAGGCGCUUGUUUCCACCGAGCCGCUCGCCGCCAUGGCCGGAGCGGCGCUUGGGAUAGGAGUGGUUAGCUAAGUCGGGAAUAUGUGUUUCAAUGGGACAGCAACGAGCAGAACGUGAGGAUUCUCUAACCCUUGCCCCCGAGUCCCAACCGUCUGAGAGGGUGUCGGACCUCACUGAGGAAAUCCUGGGCCGUUGGCACUAAAAUGUCCCUAAGUGGUGGCACUGCAGGCGGGAAAGGUGUGGACUCUAAUGCGGUGGACACUUACGACAGCGGGGAUGAGUGGGAUAUAGGUGUUGGAAAUCUGAUUAUUGACCUUGACGCUGACUUAGAGAAAGACAAACUCGAGAUGUCCGGUACCAAGGACGGAAUGGCGGCACCACCCAGUGCCGUGGCAGCGUUGCCUGACAAUAUCAGGUUUGUUAGCCCAGUGUCUGGCUCUCAAGGCAAGGAGAGCAAAUCCAAAUACAAGCGCAGUAAGAACUCUAAAGACAAUAGUAACAAAGCUGCUGCCGGAGACGGGGGUAAAAAAGAAACUGCCGGACGGACUCAGGGGGAGCCGGCAGGUACAGCAGCGAUCGCAGGAGCUGCUGGAGGUAACUCCACCUCCGGGAGGAACAUGGAAAAAGGGGGCAAAGCCUCCAGAGGUGUUCUAGGUGGUAAAAAAGAGAAAGAAGGGGCUGGUGGGAAAAGUAAGAAGGACAAAACAGAUGGAGCACCAGUCGUAGCAAUAGCUGCUGCAGAGAAGGAUGUUGUGUCUCAAGCCCAAGUUGCUUUGGGGAAUAGUCGUAAUGCGUCCUUUGAGAACACACAAUCAACAGACUUGGCUGAGGCCAAUCAAAUGGGGAAUAUUGCACUUGAACCAGUUGGGAUAGUACCAGCAUUGACCGCGAAAACUGAACCGGAGGAGGUGGAGAAUGGUAAUGGUGAAUGCAAGACGUUAAAGAAGGUGAAAAAUGAAAAGAUGGAAUCUCCUGUCUCCACGCCAGCCCCUCCCCCCCUCCACCUCCUGGCCGCAGUAGGCAACAGUGAGAUUUCCUCGCCGUGUGAGCAGAUAAUGGUGCGAACACGCUCAGUGGCAGUGAACACAUCUGAUGUGGCCCUGGCUACCGAACCCGAGUGCCUGGGGCCCUGCGAGCCCGGUACCAGUGUCAAUCUGGAAGGCAUUGUGUGGCAGGAAACUGAGGACGGCAUGCUGGUGGUCAAUGUUACCUGGAGAAACAAGACGUAUGUGGGAACCCUGUUGGACUGCACUCGCCACGACUGGGCUCCCCCCAGGUUUUGUGAAUCCCCGACAAGUGAUCUGGAGAUGAGGAACGGCCGUGGUCGAGGCAAGCGCAUGAGACCGAAUAGCAACACCCCUAUCAACGAGAACAGCAAUUCAUCAGACAACAAGGGCACCGCCAACAACAAGACGCGUGCUGCUGCAAACAGCAAGGGCCGGAGGGGCAGCCAGACGCCAUCAGAGCGGCGCACCCCACCCAACAGUAACACAGAGGACAUCAAGGCGAGUCCCUCCUCAGCUGGAAAACGCAAGACCAAACCGGCCUCGGACAUGGAGCCCAAUUCCAGCUCAGAGGACACCAAAGGUAACAAGCGGAUGCGGACGAACUCCAACAGCGGAGGGGUGGGACCAACAGGUCUGCCCAUCACUUCCAUUAAGACUGAGCCACUUCCACCUCCCCUCGAUCGCAGCUGCCCUUCUCCAGUCCUUAUCGAUUGUCCACAUCCUAACUGCAACAAGAAGUACAAGCACAUCAAUGGUCUCAAGUACCACCAAGCCCGUGCCCAUAACGACGAUGACAUCAAGUUGGAGAUAGACGCAGACAGUGAAUAUGGAGAGGAUUCAACUCUCCACCCUGAACCAGGGAACUGUAAUGGAGCAUCUAUCUCUCAGAAAGGAUCCUUGUCUCCAGCACGUUCGGUUACUCCAAAAGGCAGGAACUUUGAAGCGCAGAGUCCUUCCCCAUCUCCUGGCAAGUUUGGUUCGAAGCAGAGUAAAAAGAAAAUGGCAGAGACAGAUCCAGACACAGGAGGUACACCGAUGGACGGGUGUGAGGAUGGUCCGUGCCUCACUGAUGAGGCGAGUAAUGAUGGUAUAGAUGAUAAGAGAGGAUCCGAGAAGUCCAAAAAGGGUAGUGCCAGUCUCAAAGCUGAUAAAAUGGCCCAGAAAAAUAUGAAAUCGCCGAGGCCCCUUGGGCCCGCGUCUGCAGCAUCCCAGCAGAUGUACGCUUUUCCUCCUGGAAACCCAAGUUCUUCCCCGGGGCUUACCCCAAUGAUACAAGGUGUUCCCAAGAGUCCCCAAAUGAAAGGGACUCAGCCUAAACCGCCUGCCAUUGUAGAUCCUGCCUCCAGUAGCUCCAAAGACAAGAAGAAGAAAGACAAGAAGAAAAAGGAUGGUGCGAAGGAAGCUGACAGCCCCAAGCCUCCGGGAAAGGGUGGAAAACCAGAGGAAGGUAAGCUUCCAUAUGCUGAGCCUUGUGAUCAAGGUAUUAAGGGGGAAGGACUCCUCAAUGGUUCCUCAGAUCCUCAUCAGAGUCGCUUGGCCAGUAUGAAGGCUGAGGCUGACAAGAUUUACAGCUUUUCAGACAAUGCCCCUAGCCCAUCUAUUGGUGUAGCCAGUCGGAUAGAUGGUAGUGGGAUGCCGCAGCCUCUCACUCCACUUCAUGGGGCAAACCAAAAUGGUGCUGACAAUUCUUCCGUCAAAACUAAUAGCCCGGCUUAUUCUGACAUUUCAGAUGCUGGGGAGGACGGUGAAGGGAAACUAGAAGGCGGAGUCAAAGUGAGGACGGAGGAACAAGCCAUCAGGGAUAGUGUGAAAAAAGCACUUUUCUCCAAUCCGCCACCCAACAAAGAAUCCCCAUACUACGCCGGCUAUGAUGCAUAUUACUCACCCAAUUAUGUCAACCCCAGUGUCAGUGGGUCGAAUCCAGGCACACCAGGGGCGGAAGGUCAGGUUAAGAUCAAAAGAGAAGAAGACCUGGACCCCAUUGAGGAAAAAGUCAAGGUUGAGGUUCAUGAAGAUCGCAAACCUGACAUUGGUGUUCCUGGCCAGCAGCAGCAACAACAACAACAGCAGCAGCAACAACAACAACAACAACAGCAGCAGCAGCAGCAGCAGCAACAACAACAACAGCAGCAGCAACUACAGCAGCAGCAGCACCAACAGCAGCAGCACCAGCAGCAACAACAACAACAACAACAACAACAACAGCAGCAGCAGCAACCGUCAGUCAUUCAACAGCGAUCCAACAUGUACAUGCAACCUCUCUACUACAACCAGUAUGCUUAUGUCCCCCCGUACGCAUACCAUCCCGAUCAGGCCUACCACAACCACUUGAUGAACACCAACCCAGCCUACCGGCAACAGUACGAGGAGCGGCAGAGACAGAUGGCUGAACAGCAUCGUGCUGCUGAGAAGAAGUCAGAUGUAGCCAUAAAAGAGCGGGAGGCCUCCAUGAAGGAGGAGUGGAAACAGAAGAGCCCCAUGCCCCCAAGCCUCUCAAAAGCCCCAAGUCAGUCAGACCUGGGAAAGACGCCGCAAGCCCCAGGAAAAUUAAGGGAUUCGCCCUCUGAGCUCUCCUUGAAAUCCAGUGGAAGCAUAAAGGUGGAGGACGGAAAGUCCCAGCAAGCUGAGGGGCUGAAGAUGAAGCUGACUGAAGGGGGUCACCAUGGAAAGGAAGACUCCAAGCAAUCACUUGAGUCCAGAGGUCAGGCAGGGAUGGAGCAGGGCGUAUGGUACAGACAGCAAUUCCCUGAGGGCCAGAAGCCACAAGCAGAAGACGAACACCAGCAACCUCGAUGGAAAGACGAAAGGGACCGAGAACGGGAACGGGAUCGUAAAUUAAAGGACGACAGGCCUCGGGCCAAGGACAGUCAAAGUGUGCCCAAGGAGGACAGCAAAGAAAGUAGUGAUCCCAGAAUCUCUUCUGAGGACCACCGGGCUUUGAGCAAAGACUCUCGUUCUAAUCCCCACAUGCAGUUUUCAUCACCACUAGCGCAACACCAAGGAUACAUGCCCUACAUGCAUGGUUAUCCCUAUGGACAAGGCUAUGACCCCAACCACCCUGGAUACAGGGGCAUGCCCUCAGUUAUGAUGCAGAAUUACCCAGGCUCGUAUCUACCCGGAGGUUAUCCCUUUUCUCCAUAUGGAGGUAAAAUGAGCGGCGGCGAGGAGGGCGGCGACAAGUCUCGCGCUAGCCCCACCGUCACCAAAACGGCAACAGACUCCAAAGCCCUGGAUAUCCUGCAUCAGCACGCCAGCCAGUACAAGAGCAAAUCCCCCACAGUAGGCGACAAGCCGCCCCACGACCGGGAGCGGGAGCAGGACAGGGGAGCGUCCGGAGACCGAGAUCGGGAGAGGGAUCGGGAGAGGGAGCGGGAACGAGACGUGGACCGGCCGCGCUCCUCGCCCUCCCAGCGCAUCAUGCCCUCUCACCACCACCUGGGAUACCCUCUGCUCUCAGGCCAAUACGACCUGUCCUAUGCCACAGGUCUCUGCUUAUCAGGCAACAAGCAGCAGCCCCCCCCUCCACUCACCACCCAGGUGAAAUCCCCUGAGCAGCAGAGACAGGCAAAAGACCGACAGUGAAAGAAAACACAAGCCCGCUGAGACACGGAAACCCGACCGUCACACCUCAACCCUGCAAAGAUUCAUGUGACUGGCUCACAUGAGAAGACGAUCUCCUGGCUGUUCCCUUUAGACAUCAGUUGAAUGGUGUUUCUAUCUAUAUUUUUAUUUCCUUCUGCUGAAAAAGGACAGGCAGAUGAUUUUUUUUUUCUUCUUUUUUCUCUCUCUCUCUCUCUUUCUUGCUCUCUCUCUAUCUAUCUCUCUCUCUCUCUCUCUCUCUCUCUCCCUCUCUCUCUCUCUCUCUCUCUCUCUCUCCUCCCCCGUCGUAAAUGACCCUUGAAUUCUCUCUAAACCUCGGACUGUACCAGGACUGAUACUAACCCAGGUUCCAAGCCAUGGCUCUGCCCCAUCACGCAGAGGAAACACCAACCCGCUGAUUAUCUAGUCUUUGCACUGUCAACACAUACAAUGCAAGAAGAGACUAUUGGACUGCCAGAACAGCUUUUGUUGUUGUUAUUGUUGUUUUUUUUUUUGUUCCUUUUUGACUGCAUUGUUCUUUUGUCGCACGCAGAAAGAAAGUGGCAGUGAUUCUGGGGAGUUGGGUGGCUGAUGGGAAAAAGAGGAGUCAAACUAAAUUAAAGACUGAAUCAUACUUAAAAAUGAUUUCAACUCAUUGUCUCUCUCUCAUGAUCGCCCGUGGAACAACAGCAUAUCCGUGACUUGACAAAUGUUUGGCUAUAUUUUGUGGGGGAGGUGGAAUAUGGCCGCUGCUUCCUUCAGAGACUUUAGAGCCUGAGACUGAAGUUUUUUAAUUUUCCCCACCGUCAUUGUUAAUUCCCACCUUCUUUGAAACCCCCCCCCCGUUCAUGUUUCAGGGAUGAUGUCGUCAUGUUUUUGCGAAGGGACCGCACACACCUCAAUGGAGAAUAAACACUACUCAUGUUUUACUUGUUCUCUCAGUAAUAUUUUAGUCCAGUUCCAUAUCAUUGUGUUCAUCUGUUGAAUGUGAUGCUGGGGUUCGUCCUGGUCCCCCCCCUCCCCCGAUGGUUCGGUCCACGUCCGUCUUUCAAACUCACUCGAGCGGUGAAGCCACAUUAGCAAGCGACGAGUUCACAGGGCAUUGUCUUCACUACUUCGGGGCCACGAGCCUCAUUCAGCUCAUCGGGUUUGGAUUCUUUUUUUUUUCUGUAAACAAUGUGAAAUUCCACUCAUGUGUUCCUCUGCUGUAAAAUAGACUUUUCUCUCCUGCUCCUAUGUGCAUAUGUGUUUCUACGUAUCCCAGCAUGCAACUGUUUAAAAAACUCACUGUGAAAGAAAAAACUUUUUCACAGCGUUUAGCAUUUUGUCCUCAGUUCACAGACGUCAUUAGAUUUUGUUAUGUCCCUGCAGAUUAUUAUUUUUUGAAUCUAGUCAAACUAGUAACUUUUUUCAGAACAUCACAAACUCUGUGCAUUUUUUCUUUUCCCCAUUCAUGUCAAAGUGCAGGGAGAGAAUUUUCCAGACCCUGACAUUGUCCACAUCUCCCAUUCAAUAAUAUUUCAUAUUGACUACUCAGUCAGAUUAAGAGAAAACAAGAAGGUGAUUCAGCCGCUGUCGGAAGACGAACCUUUCUCUUGGUGCUUCGCUUGCUUUUGUGACUUCACCACGAGACACACAUUCAUCCCACACAGUCGUUAGCGUGGUUUCUCUCGCCAGCAGCUAGCGUUUUGAUUCAGCCCCACAAAACUGGGUCACUGCGUCUGAUCAGCCAGACACCGGUUGUCUUUGUUUGGUCGCUGCUCUGCGCUGAAAGCUCGAUUCCUGGCACGUUAAACACAAAGUGCAUGAAAUUACCCCUGAAACCUUCUUUCUGCUGCUACGACCACAGAGCAAACAGGAACCGAUCCGACACAGACAAUGAACUUCAUUAAAAAGGAAGAGCCGGGGAGAUGCUGGGCGGGAACUCGAUCUCACACACACACACACACAGACACGCACAUGACUGAAGUCAGAAGGCUCAAAGUUUCAUCUGAACAGAAGCUGGUUGCUCGAGGCCCUUUUUGCUCUGGAUCUCAAACUGGUGGUGCCACUCUGUAAAAUUAAACCCGGACUGGUUUAUUUGAAAUCGACACAAAGAGCGACUGUCAGCGCGGCCCUGUCCCAGCAGAGGUCCCCUGCCGGCUUUAGAUUACACGUUUCUCUCGUACCUCAGGGGUUGUAAGUGAAACUCUAUCCGUGUGCUUCUUUUGCAUUGAUUUUUGAGAGCGCUCCUGUUUGCAGGUGUGAGAUCGGCACAUUGUUCUGCUUUGAGCCGGUUCAUUCAGAAACCGGCUCAGGACAGAACGAUUGAAGGUUAAAUGCCAAAACUGAGCAGUUGUGGGUUGUGAACAUUCCUCUGAAAAGCAUAGCAAUGAGAGUUUGACCAACACUGUCAUUAAAUUGAGUUUCAUUGAUUGUAUUGGUUUUUACAAUCACGUAAAAUCUCCCCUCCCACCAUGUUGUAGUUCAUUUGUAUCCAUUCACCACAGUGAUGGAGUCUUCACGCCACCAGUCGAUCUCAUGUCCACCAACUCGUUUUUGAGGUUCUUGGUCAUUCCAAGUAAACAAGACGCCGGUUGGUCGUCCCUGCGGAUUCUUCACAGAGGGUUUUUAAAUCCCUUUUUUUUUUCUUUGGCGCAUUUUAAAGAAGAAUGGCUGACGCGAAACAAGCUGAAUGUGGUGGUGUGUGACUUGUACUUAAUCUGUGAGGGUAAUCUAGGCAGCUGUGAUGUUGUCUUUUAAAAGUCGAUGGGUUUUAGUACCAGCUGACUGCAUACAUAUAGAUUUAUCAGACAAUGGUUGUGACAAGUGCAUUUGUUCUCUCCUGCUGAGAGUAGUCAUGUUAUCUCGGUAGUAAGCGAAGCCCAGUGAAAAAUCAUAUAUUACUAAAAAAAAGUGUAUGAAAAGCCAGAAAAAGUAAUGUUUGCUAUCAACAUAUUGGAAAGUGCUUGGCUCCUUGUGUUUUGCAGGACUGUAUUUGUUUCAUGGUGAAGAGUAUAUUUAUUGGCCAGCAGUUGUCUCAAUUGGUGCCUAGUUGAACAUUCUUCUGUGAAAACACGGAGACACUUGCUUGUUUGUCCUUUUUCUGACCCACCUACUGUCACACAAACCUCCCCCCCCGCUCCUCCUCCUCAUCACCCUCCUCCUCCUCCUCCCUACAGUACCUCGACUGGUACUCGCAAGGAUGUUUACAAUGUCUUCAUUUUCUUUCUGUGUGAGAAAUUCAGAACUCAACCCCCCUCUUUCUCCUCCUUUCUCCCUCCCGUCAGGAGUUUGUGUAAAGUGUACAUUACCAUGGUUCUUUUUUAUACAAUACUCUGUAACUUGCCUUUGUAAAUUUGGGCUGGAAAAAAUAAAUCUUUUUAUGAGA